This is a messenger RNA of Hibiscus syriacus, 1299 nucleotides long. RefSeq names its product probable disease resistance protein At4g27220. Lineage: Eukaryota; Viridiplantae; Streptophyta; Magnoliopsida; Malvales; Malvaceae. The record is from RefSeq and is a predicted model, not a curated record. The transcript is spliced from 3 exons. Gene Ontology annotation, molecular function: protein binding. Bases 1 to 1299 code for a protein of 432 amino acids.
AUGGAUGCACUCAAGGUUCUUGAUCUUUCCAGAAAUCCUAUCAAGAGUCUUCCAAUUUCCUUGUCGAAGUGUCCCUGGCUCACAACAUUGUUGUUUUGUCAUUGUCUUAUAGAAAGUAUUCCAGAAAGCUUCUUCGAUGAUACGAAUGAACUCAAGAUUCUUGAUCUUUCCUUCAAUCCUAUUAAGAGUCUUCCGCAUUCCUUAUCAAAUUUGAAGAACCUCACUUCAUUGUUGCUUGCUGAUUGUGAAGAUUUAGGGAAUUUUCCAUCGUUGUCAAAUCUUGGAGUUUUAGAAAAGUUGGAUCUUCGACGAACAAAGAUCAAGGAAAUCCCGAAUGGAGUACUUUCAAGACUUUGUUGUCUUCAUGAAUUGAUCGUAGGUGGGACUCUGAUAAAUGGAAAGGAGGUUGGUGGAUUGAAGAAACUGCACGGAACUCUUGAAGGGAGGUUUUACGACUGGCACGACUUAAAUAUGUAUCUCCAAGCUUGUCGUGGCCGAGAAGAGCCUCGUAAAUACAUAAUCUAUGUGGGAGAUGCAAGAUAUCUAUGCUUCAUGAAGAUGCAAGUAAAGAAAUUGUUUGAAGAAUACCCGCUUUUCUCCAGGUUUAUCCUCUUCUCAAUUGGCUCCUUUUCAUCUCUUAAAUGUCUUGAUAUGUAUGAUUGUGGGAAUAUGAAAAAGUUGUUCUCCCCAAACUGUGUGCCGCUAAAUUUACAAGAGCUCAGUGUUGGUGCGUGUAAGCAAUUGGAGGAAAUAAUAACAUCAGAAGUUGAACAGGAGGAAAGAGGAAUGUUUAUCACGGAGUUUCAUCUUCCACAAUUACGGCUAUUGUGGUUGAGUGAUCUACCGGAAUUGAAGAGCAUUUGCAGUGCUGGUGGAGUACUGGUUUGUGAUUCUCUUGGAGAAAUUGGGAUUGAAAACUGUCCAAGAUUAAAAAGGAUGAGUCUUAAUGUUCCCAAACUUGAUAAUGUCCCACCAUCUGCAUCUGCAUCUGCAAAUUUCUAUCUUUCAGUUCGGAUAAGACCAAAGAAGUGGUGGGAAUCAGUGGAAUGGGAUGGUCCCCAACCCAAGUCUCUUUUGGACCCCUUCGAAAUAAUAACAUCAGAUGUUGAAGCUGAGGAAAGAGGAAUGGUUACCAUGGAAUUUCAUCUUCCACGAUUAAGGGUACUGUUGUUGAAACAUCUACCUGAAUUGAGGUGCAUUUGCUGUGCUGAGGGAGUGAUGAUUUGUGAUUCUCUAGAUAAAAUCUCGGUACAAGAUUGUCCGAAGUUGAACAGGAUGGCUCUUCAAGAUGCAGAAUAA